Molecule: messenger RNA, 1150 nt
Organism: Selaginella moellendorffii
Lineage: Eukaryota; Viridiplantae; Streptophyta; Lycopodiopsida; Selaginellales; Selaginellaceae
Product: peptidyl-prolyl cis-trans isomerase CYP71
Exons: 7
Coding region: 76-768 (230 amino acids)
Biological process (GO): protein folding; protein peptidyl-prolyl isomerization
Molecular function (GO): peptidyl-prolyl cis-trans isomerase activity
Source: RefSeq, a predicted model, not a curated record
GCCCUCGAGAUUUAGGGUUUAUUCAUUCUUUUCUCCCCUUUGGAGAAAUUUGGAAAUCUAGGGCUCUAGGAAGCGAUGGGGAGAAUGAAGCCGGCAGCGCUGCUCCAGCAGAGCAAGCGCAAGAAAGGCCCGUCGCGGCUCAGCCUCCCCACCAUCAUCUCCUGCAACGUCGUCGUCGUCUUGCUCUUCCUCUCAGUCCUGGCGCUUCACAGGCACAGCCAGAGCGGCAGCAGCAGCGGCAAUCGGAGUCGCCAGGGCAUUGGUCGGAAAGAAAAAUUUGGCAUGGAUCUUCCCAAGUAUGCGUUGAUGAACACAACCAAAGGUGUCAUCGUUUUGGAGCUCUUCCGCGACGAAGUUCCCAAAACCGUGGAGAACUUCGCAGUGCAUGGGCAGCAAGGAUAUUACGACGGUGUCAAAUUCCACAGAGUUAUCAAGGAUUUCAUGAUCCAAGGUGGUGAUCCCAGCGGAGAUGGAAGAGGAGGCGAGUCCAUUUGGGGUGGAUCCUUCGAAGACGAGUUUAGACCCAACUUGAAGCACGAACCAUUCACGCUGUCCAUGGCAAACUCUGGCCCGGACUCCAAUCGCUCCCAGUUCUUCAUCACAACCGUGGAGACUCCACACCUGGACAACAAGCACACCGUGUUUGGACGCGUUGUGCGUGGCCAAGACGUUGUCAAGGAAAUAGAAGCCCAAGAAACUAACUCGGAAAAUCGACCCUUAGUUCCCGUUACCAUUCACAGUGUACGAGUCGGCAACGAUCUUGCUUAAAUUUUUUUCCUGUAUUGAUGAAUCUUACCAGCCGAGGUGGCAAACACGUGUACCUUAACCUAACACGUCAGCGUUUUACGUGGAGAAGGGAGAGCGUCACACGUCAGCGUGCGCCCUAUCCCACAUGCGAAGGCGUAGAAUUGUGCCCUAGGUAGAGUAUAUAAAUGGAGCGCUGGGUCAAAACAGCUCAUACCUUUCUCGGCCUUUUGGCUAAGAUCAAGUGUAGUAUCUGUUCUUAUCAGUUUAAUAGCUGAUAUGGGGCCACGUGCCCCAACGCUAUUAACCUAAUUUUUUGUGGGAGGAGGGCCACCGGUAGCUUGCUACCCGGCCCUCCACGUGUCGCUUUGGCCUUACACUACCGCCUUAGCCUGGCACAACCCAA